AUGGAGGCUAAGAGCUUUGAAGGAAGGCAAAGUUGGAAAGAGAAGGUGAACAAGGAUGUUGUUGAUGAAGUGGAGGAUGACUCGGAGGAAGAGGAGGCUGGUGGUGGGUUGAUGCUGAGAUUUGAAGAGAAUGAGAAGCAGAAGAAAGCUGGAAGAAGAGGAUCUGGUGGUGGAGGAGGAGCGUCUCCACCAUGUUGUCAAGCAGAGAGGUGUGGUGCUGAUUUUGUUGAGGCCAAGAGGUACUACCGCCGCCAUAAGGUCUGUGAGUUUCAUUCAAAGGCGCCCGUUGUCAUGGUUUCCGGCCUUCGACAGCGUUUCUGUCAGCAAUGCAGCAGGUUCCAUGAGCUAACCGAGUUCGACGAAGCAAAGAGGAGCUGUCGCCGGCGUUUGGCCGGCCACAAUGAGCGGCGCCGCAAGAGCUCGGGUGAACCUUAUGGAGAAGGCUCAAGCCGAAGAGGGGUUGCUUCCAAGCAAUUCCAGAUCAGAUAA
Messenger RNA from Prunus armeniaca (apricot), 489 nucleotides. Lineage: Eukaryota; Viridiplantae; Streptophyta; Magnoliopsida; Rosales; Rosaceae. The record is from the annotation of a GenBank genome assembly.